AUGUCCAGAUUCAAGGUCUUCACCUGCCCCACAUAUCCAUGUUUUCAAUGCUUGACGUUUCUAUCUCACGGGUCAAACUUAACUUUAGAAACUUUCAAAGAAUACAUUGCAGGGACCAAGAAUAGUUUCUCAUACGCAACCAAACACACCAUCAUUGAAACUUUCAAGGAAAACAAUAAAGAAACAAAGACUAGUAUCCCAUUCACAACCAAAACACAUCAAUUCACCAUUACCAUCAUGUCGAUCUUCAUCUUCUCCUUUCUACUCCUUUCCGUUUGCCAUGCAGCCAUCUUUGCCAUAGUAAACCAAUGUCCUUACACUAUAUGGCCAGCUGCCAUCCCAGGCGGUGGUCGCCAACUCCUCCCCGGCCAGAAUUGGACCAUCUUUGUCAACCCUCGGAUGGACGACGCUCGUAUCUGGGCCAGGACUGGCUGCACCUUCAACUCCUCCGGCUAUGGUCGGUGUGAGACCGGGGACUGUAACGGCCUCUUGGAAUGCCAAACUUAUGGAUCACCACCCAACACUCUGGCCGAGUUCACUCUCAACGGGUUCAACAACCUCGACUUCAUUGAUAUUUCUCUUGUUGAGGGCUUUAAUGUCCCCAUAGAAUUCAGUCCAAUCGCUGGUUGCAAUCAUGCCAUUAAGUGCUCCACCAACAUCACUGGACAGUGUCCGGAUGAACUGAAGACCUCCGGAGGUUGCAACAAUCCGUGCACGGUGUUUAAGACUGAUGAGUAUUGUUGUAAAUCUGGAAAUUGCAAGUCCACAAAUUACUCUAAUUUCUUUAAAGGACUCUGCCCAAAUGCUUAUAGCUACCCUAUGGAUGACGAGAGCAGCACUUUUACUUGUAUUGGAGGGACUGAUUAUAGGGUUGUUUUCUGCCCUGACAACAAUGCCACCUUUAACAUUGUUAACCGGUGCUCUUACACCGUAUGGGCAGCCUCUAUCCCCGGCGGAGGCAAACAGCUCGACAAAGACCAAACAUGGACUAUAAAUGUAAACGUUGACACCACCGGCGGCCGUGUUUGGGCACGUACAGGCUGCAACUUUGACAGCUCCGGUCAUGGUAGCUGCGAAACCGGUGACUGCAAUGGCCUCUUAGAAUGCCAAGCUUAUGGCAAGCCACCCAACACAGUUGCUGAGUUUGCACUAAACCAGUACAACAACCUGGAUUUCAUUGAUAUCUCUUUGGUUGAUGGAUUCAACGUGCCCAUGGAAUUUAGUCCGACAAGUGGGUGUGCGCGUGGGAUGAUCCAGUGCUCAGCCGACAUCAACGGGCAAUGUCCAACUCAGCUGAAGACUAACGGCGGAUGUAACAACCCUUGCACUGUGUUCAAAACUAAUGAGUAUUGUUGCAACUCAAGUAACUGUGGACCAACUAAUUAUUCUACGUUUUUUAAGGGUUUCUGUCCAGAUGCUUAUAGCUACCCUAUGGAUGAUAAUACCAGUACCUUUACUUGCCCUGGUGGGGCUAGCUAUAAAGUUGUCUUUUGCCCUUGAAUACGGAUGUGAGAUCAUCUAGCGCCCAUGGUUGCGACAGUAUUGUAUGAUAUGUAUGGAUAAGGGCAUGUAUUGGAUCCUUAUUGAAAAAUAGGGUGAUUGUACCGUGCUUAUGACAGAGAUGUAAA
Messenger RNA from Dioscorea cayenensis subsp. rotundata (Guinea yam), 1628 nucleotides. RefSeq lists its product as uncharacterized. Gene Ontology annotation, biological process: defense response. The transcript has a single exon. Lineage: Eukaryota; Viridiplantae; Streptophyta; Magnoliopsida; Dioscoreales; Dioscoreaceae. Gene Ontology annotation, cellular component: extracellular region. The coding region runs from base 1 to 1500 and encodes 499 amino acids. The record is from RefSeq and is a predicted model, not a curated record.